GUUAGAUUGAAAUCAUAGUUUAUGCUGGUAAUGGUUGUUCAAACGUAGAUAUGGCGUAGGUGUGUGACAUGCUGUAGAGGCAUGUAAUUUGAGUCCAAAAUGUUUGUAAAAUACGUCAUAUUAAUGUCCAUGGCAGUAUUUGGUAUUAUGCUUUACUUACAUGAUUAUCAUCUAUCAUCAUUCAGUCAGCUUUUUACAAUUUAUCCGCAGUUGCACUCAACAUUGAUUGAUCUGUAUGGUACUGUAGUUUUUAAAUGGUUUGACUCGGGGUAUAGUAGAGUGCCAAGGAAAAGUAAAGAUGUAUUAUUUACCAAAGAAGAAUUACAGGAAUACUCGGAAUCAAACAAGGGGUUGUACUUAGCAAUUCUUGGUAAGGUGUAUGAUGUUGGGAAAGGCGAAAAAUUUUAUGCAUCUGGGGGAAACUACCAUUUCUUUACAGGCCGUGACGGUAGCAGAGCCUUCAUUACAGGAGAUUUUACAGAUUCUGGCUUAACAGAUGAUGUGACUGGUCUUACAGUAAAGGAACUCAUUAAUCUUCAUGAAUGGGCCCAGUAUUACCAUAAAGAGUAUAAAUAUAAGGGCAAAGUAAUUGGUCGAUAUUAUGAUGAUGAAGGCCAGCCAACUUCAUAUUACCAUCAAGUAAAGAAAUUAAUAAACAAAGCAAAAAGAACCAAAGAGGAACAAGAUAAAGAAAAACUCUCAUACCCUCCAUGUAAUGCAGAAUGGAGUCUGGAGUCGGGAAGCCGCGUAUGGUGUUCAACACGGAGUGGUGGUAUUGAGCGGGAUUGGAUUGGAGUACCAAGGCAACUCUAUGAUCCAGGAUCUCACACAUACAGAUGCAUAUGCAUAAGAGAAAAUGAAACUGAUGGGCCUAAUAAGAAGGGAAACAUCAAAGAAUAUCCUGAAUGCAACCCAAAGUCAACCAGUUGUUGGGUACAUUCCUAAGUUGCUGAUCAUAUGCACUGCGUAAGAAAAAAAAGUUUGCCCUUCACUAAGACCCAGCCAAAUUCUUGUUACCCAGAUAUGGUAAAUACAAAUGAAAGGUUUAGAAAGGGGUGUUACACAAAUUCUACCAUCAGCCCUAAAAGUGAAGUACCUUGAUGGUUCCAACUGCCCAUUUGUUAUAUUGCAAAUGUUUGAAAUUGAUAAAUUUCUUUAUACAGUACAACCCCGCUAUAACGCGGGUCGUGGGGGGCGGGUAAACCUGCGUUAUAGAGAAAACGCGUUAUUACGGGAGUGCAUUGGAAAUGAAAGCAGUUUAAAAAUACAAGUCACUUUAUUUUAGCGGUAAACAAAAAUACAGGACAAAAUGUACGUAAGGAAAUUAAAAGAAAAAAACGCUUUUAGCAUACUUGAUAGUUCACAAUAAAAUUACACCAGAGGUAAAACUGCAUGACACGACAGCUGUGAAUGACAAUGGGUAACUGAACGUGGUCAUAUCCUGUACAACUUGAAAUUUAUUUUAAAAUAAACUAUUUUUGCCAACCGGUAUUUCGAAGAACUACCCAAAAUGAUGGCUAUUGUAAAAUAAACAUCCUGUUUAUAGUAGGUCUGUUACGCCUAAUUAGUUCAGUACACUUCCCUACGUUACGAGUCAUAGUACAGUAUAUAAAUAAAGGCUUUUGAAUAAAAGUACAGUAUGCACAAAAAUUAUCGCUACUUCGUAGGUAAUGUAAUGGUACAUGUUAAGAAAUGAAUCUUGAGUUCUUGUGAAGGAAUUGAUGCACUUUUUUUUUUUGCUGCACUAUGGGGGACAUGAGGUGCCCGUGUUAUAUCCAGAACCACAUUGUAGAGGGGUUGUACUGUAUUAGAGUUAACAUUGUGAUGGAAAUAGGGCUGUUUUUGUUAGAAUCUUUAUUUUUCGGUCUUCCUAUGAAGCUUGAAGAUUAAAACAUACAAAACUAUUUUUAUAGGUGUGAAACUUGGUAUCUUACCAUUAAUCAGUAAUGGCCAUCUUUUGUUGCUUUCUAUAUUGUAAGUUUAUGGCACUACAUAGAUACAAAAUUGGCCCAAUAUCUACUAUGCACUAGAAAGUAUUAUUUUAUAUACUUUAUGUUUGCUAUGUUUUGAUGUCUAAUAAAGCUUGUUUUUCUUAUGGUA
Messenger RNA from Zootermopsis nevadensis, 2100 nucleotides. RefSeq names its product neuferricin. Gene Ontology annotation, cellular component: membrane; endomembrane system. The record is from RefSeq and is a predicted model, not a curated record. NCBI's taxonomy places the organism in Eukaryota, Metazoa, Arthropoda, Insecta, Blattodea, Termopsidae.